Gymnodraco acuticeps is the source of this 2529-nucleotide messenger RNA. It is a transcript of the gene ier5l, whose product is annotated as immediate early response 5-like. The record is from RefSeq and is a predicted model, not a curated record. The transcript has a single exon. The coding region runs from base 177 to 1016 and encodes 279 amino acids. NCBI's taxonomy places the organism in Eukaryota, Metazoa, Chordata, Actinopteri, Perciformes, Bathydraconidae.
CAGGCCAUCUGCGACUGAUUGCUGCGUUCAGGGAGAGGCGGAUCAUUGUGUCCAAUGCUUCUCCACAGAGCUCACUUGAACCUUUCUCCACCAGCAGAACGACUCCCUUUGAGAUAGCCGAGCUUCGGGUUAGUUCUCCCGGUGAGGAGCUGGAGGUGGACUGGGGGAACAUCAUAAUGAUCAGCACCAUGGAAUGCGCAGCGGACGCGCAAAGCCUCAUCUCCAUUUCCUUAAUGAAGAUCCACAACUCCAGGACGCAGAGAGGGGGCAUCAAGCUGCACAAAAACCUGCUGGUCUCCUACGUUCUGCGGAACGCCAGGCAGGUCUACAUCAAGGAGAAAUACGCGGAGAUCUAUCGCAUGCAGCAGUACGAGGAGGUGAUGACAGUCUGCAACGAGAUCCAGGAGCUCAACCCUCUGGAUCUGGACGCAGAGGACGCGGAGGAUGAGGAGCAGGCAGCGGCGCACGCCCGGACAUCAAGCGCUAUUUUCGGCUGCUCUCCUCUCGAUGACGGCAGCAAGGAACCGGAUCCCUGCUACUACCGGAGCUGCUGCAUGGAGCCUUCGCCCGUGCCACACUGUGACCAGUUCACCGCCAACAACAGCAGCAGCAGCAGCUCGCACUGCAACAAAACCACAGUGCUGGACUUGGACACGCAUGUGGUGACCACGGUGGAGAACGGAUACCUCCAUCAGGACUGCUGCUGCUGCGACGCGCUCCAAUGCGGACAGGGCGCGCGGUCUCCGGCGAGGAAACGGAAGGUGGAGUUCAGCUGCUGUGUCUCUGAUGUGGAGGACGUUUCAGAUUUUACAGCGGCGAGGAAACGGGCGAAACGCGAGGACUGCUGCUACUCCAACAUAGACUACACAGAUACUUCCAACAUCUCCAACCUGAUCUCCAUCUUCGGCUCGGGGUUCUCGGGGCUGCUCAGCAGACAGUCGGACUUGGAGCAGAUCUGUAGCAAACAGGUCCUGGCCAGCCUGGGGGCGUGGACACGAGCUAUUGUGGCGUUUUAAACCCAAAACCUGUAUAUUAGGGGAGACCGGGGUCAGGUGUCAAUGUUUUCCACUAAAGUGUUUUACUACAACCAGUGCUGUGAGCUAUUGUUGGGGACCAUCAUGAGGAGAAGGCUCCCAAACAAAGUAACGUUCCCAUAUGGUUCUCUAUAGAGGAUUGUAUAUCAUGUGAAAAUGUAAUGUGUGGAACUUUUCCGUAGUUACAUUUUCAACAAAUGUUGGUGUUUUUGUACAUUACAUUAUGUAAACAGAAACCUUAGGGGAACGUUGCCAAUCAACUCUUCUCAACCCCCUGUGUGUGCCAACAGUGAAAGGUGUGCUGCAGAAUAUGUAUUUGUUGAAAUCAGUGUUUUUACAGAAUGUGUGCAAUAAUUGUGACAUAUAGAGUCGCAGGGAGGUAAGUUGUAAUGCUGCAAAAAAUGUCACUUUUCAGUUUAGCCAUUUAACUGAGACUAGUUUGAUAAGACGGGUUUAUCCAUCAACCACAGAAAGUGUCAAACAUCACAACUGGCGUAAGUGUUACUUCAGAAGCAUAGUAUUUAAACACUAAUGUUGAAUAUUUAGUCUCUUCCAGCAUGCAUUACAACCAGCCUCUCUGUGACAUGCUAACACAUGCUAACCUCCGUAGCUUUCACAUACUUGUAACGAAGACAGUGAUUCUAAAUAUACAGAAGUAUCAGGAGUUAUACCUCAAAGCACACCUUUGUCUUGAAAAAUCAAUAACAUGUAUGUGAGCGGUUCACUGGUGUGUCCUGGUGACUUCAGUUUGGAGCGUUACAAGGGUGCCCGGUCUCCCCUUUAAGGUCAACUUUAUUUUUGCAGGAAAAAAGAAAAAGCUAUUUAAAAAAAUGGAGCAUUUUAAUGACAAUAGUUGUGGCCCCAGCAGAGACUUUGGGCCACAUCAUGUCCAGGCUCUCCUGUUGUCAGAAAGGGACACACACAUCUUCUGAAAACACUUUGUGACUGAUCGAAUGGAUUGACUUCCUUUGCCUUAAAUCAGAUGCACACCACUGCUAGCUAUUGUCAUUAAAUGAAAGAAGAGUGAGUGAAUGUCUCUCCUGAGGAUCCUUUAGGGAAAUGGACCUUGCACAUUGUGAGCAGUUUGUCAUGUGAAACACUUUGUUCCCUCCGAAACACUUCACAUCAUAUCACUCCACACUAACAUACUGUAACACUUUCUGGGCUACUGGUGAUCACCUCCACUCCCAAGCCUUCACAGCGAUGCAUAACUCCAACACGUCUUGGUUUUAUGAGUUUUUACCUUUUUGUUUUGUAAAAAUGAGUCCUUUUGUUUUAAAAAGGCAAACUCCUGAUUUAGCCAUAACCUGAGGAUCCACGCAUUAGCUUUAUGAGAGCACUAUGUGUACCAAAAUAAAGAGAGUAUUCAGCCAUUCUCUACAUAUUUUGUUGUUAUUGUAUUUUUGUGCUUACUAAAUUGUCUAUCACCGGGUAAAACUGUUGCAGAAAGUAUUUGUUAAAAAUUUAUAAUCUUAAUAAAAAAUGAAAACCUUAA